Messenger RNA from Sorex araneus (European shrew), 3970 nucleotides. RefSeq names its product cadherin 4 (gene CDH4). NCBI's taxonomy places the organism in Eukaryota, Metazoa, Chordata, Mammalia, Eulipotyphla, Soricidae. Gene Ontology annotation, cellular component: adherens junction; plasma membrane; catenin complex. Gene Ontology annotation, molecular function: calcium ion binding; cadherin binding. The transcript is spliced from 16 exons. The record is from RefSeq and is a predicted model, not a curated record. The coding region runs from base 58 to 2802 and encodes 914 amino acids. Gene Ontology annotation, biological process: homophilic cell-cell adhesion; calcium-dependent cell-cell adhesion; cell morphogenesis.
GGCACCUGCAGUUGCGCGCGGGACGGCGGCGGCGGCGGGCGCUGCGGCUGCGGGAAGAUGCGCGCGGGCUCGGGCGCGGGGCGGGCGCCGCUCGUGCUGCUCGCGCUGCUGGGCGCGCUCGGGGCGCGUCCCGGGGGUCUCACCGCGGAGGGCACCUGCAGGACGGGCUUCUCGGCAGAGGAUUACACGGCCUUCAUCUCCCCCAGCCUUCUGGAAGGAGAGAAGCUGCUCAAAGUCAAGUUCAGCAGCUGCUCGGGGCCCGCGGGGACGCAGUAUGAGACCAGCAGCGAGGACUUCAAGGUCGGGACGGACGGGACGGUCUUCGCGGCCCGGGAGCUGCGGGUCCCCUCCGGGCAGGUGGUGUUCACCGUGACGGCCUGGGACUUCCUGACAGCCCAGCGCUGGGACACGGUGGUGCGGCUGCUGGUGGCCGCCCCCUCGACACGCCCCGGACACAAGCCUCUGCGAGGGAAGAAGCCAGCGGGCGCGCAGCCCCCCGGGGACACCCUGCUGCCUUGGGCCCCCCAGCACAGCCCCGGCGGGCUCCGGCGGCAGAAGCGGGACUGGGUCAUCCCCCCGAUCAACGUGCCCGAGAACUCGAGGGGGCCCUUCCCCCAGCAGCUGGUGCGGAUCCGGUCCGACAAGGACAACGACAUCCCCAUCCGCUACAGCGUCACGGGCGUGGGCGCCGACCAGCCGCCCAUGGAGGUCUUCAGCAUCGACUCCAUGUCCGGCCGCAUGUACGUGACGCGGCCCAUGGACCGUGAGGAGCGGGCGUCCUACCACCUCAGAGCCCACGCCGUGGACAUGAACGGCAACAAGGUGGAGAACCCCAUCGACCUGUACAUCUAUGUCAUCGACAUGAACGACAACCGGCCCGACUUCCUCAGCCCCGUCUACAACGGCUCCGUGCACGAGGGCGCCAAGCCAGGCACCUACGUGAUGACCGUCACGGCCAACGACGCGGACGACGACACCACGGCCAACGGGAUGGUGCGGUACCGCAUCAUGGCGCAGAGCCCGCAGAGCCCCUCGCAGAACAUGUUCACCAUCAACAGCGAGACGGGCGACAUCGUGACCGUGGCCGCAGGCCUGGACCGCGAGAAAGUUCAGCAGUACACGGUCAUCAUCCAGGCCACGGACAUGGAGGGCAACCUGAACUACGGCCUCUCCAACACUGCCACAGCCAUCAUUUCAGUGACCGACGUCAACGACAACCCGCCCGAGUUCACGACCAGCACGUUCGCUGGGGAGGUCCCCGAGAACCGCAUGGAGGCCGUGGUGGCGAACCUCACUGUGCUGGACCGGGACCAGCCGCACUCGCCCAACUGGAACGCCGUGUACCGCAUCAUCAGCGGAGACCCCGCAGGCCACUUCAGCGUGCGCACGGACCCCAGCACCAACGAGGGCCUGGUCACCGUGGUGAAGGCCGUGGACUAUGAGCUGAACCGUGCCUUCAUGCUGACAGUGAUGGUGUCCAACCAGGCGCCCUUGGCCAGCGGCAUCCAGAUGUCCUUCCAGUCCACGGCCGGGGUCACCAUCACGGUGGUGGACGUCAACGAGGCCCCGUAUUUCCCAUCCAACCACAAGCUCGUCCGCCUGGAGGAGGGCGCGCGCCCGGGCACGCUGCUGACCACCUUCUCCGCGGCGGACCCUGACCGCUUCCUGCAGCAGGCCGUGAGGUACUCGAAGCUGUCGGACCCCGCGGGCUGGCUGCUCAUCAACGCCACCAACGGGCAGGUCACCACGGCGGCCGUGCUGGACCGCGAGUCCCUCUACGUCAGGAACAACGUCUAUGAGGCCACCUUCCUCGCGGCCGACAACGGAGUCCCCCCGGCCAGUGGCACGGGGACCCUCCAGAUCUAUCUCAUCGACAUCAACGACAACGCGCCCGAGCUGCUGCCCCGGGAGGCGCAGGUGUGCGAGAGGCCGGGCCUGAGCGCCAUCAACAUCACCGCCGCUGACGCCGACAUGGACCCCAACGUGGGGCCCUACGUGUUCGAGCUGCCCUUCGUCCCCGCCGCCGUGCGCAGGAACUGGACCAUCGCCCGCCUGAGCGGCGACUAUGCGCAGCUCCGCCUGCGGGUCUUCUUCCUGGAGGCCGGCGUGUACGAGGUGCCGGUCACGGUCACCGACUCCGGGAACCCGCCGCUGUCCAACACGUCGGUCAUCAAGGUCAAGGUGUGCCCCUGCGACGACCACGGGGACUGUACCACCGCGGGCGCUGUGGCGGCGGCCGGGCUGGGCACCGGGGCCAUCGUGGCCAUCCUCCUGUGCAUCGUCCUCCUGCUGGUGCUGGUGCUGCUGUUUGUGGCCUGGAUGAGGCGGCGCGAGCGAGAGCGUCACACCAAGCAGCUGCUCAUCGACCCCGAGGACGACGUGAGGGACAACAUCCUCAAGUACGACGAGGAGGGGGGCGGCGAGGAGGACCAGGACUACGACCUCAGCCAGCUGCAGCAGCCGGAGGCCAUGGAGCAUGUGCUGAGCAAGGGGCCUGGGGUCCGGCGUGUGGAUGAGCGGCCGGUGGGUGCUGAGCCCCAGUACCCCUCCCGGCCAGUGGUGCCCCGCCCAGGGGACAUAGGCGAGUUCAUCAGCGAGGGGCUGCGGGCAGCCGACAACGACCCCACGGCGCCCCCGUACGACUCGCUGCUGGUCUUCGACUACGAGGGCAGCGGCUCCACGGCCGGCUCCGUCAGCUCCCUGGACUCGUCCAGCUCGGGGGACCAGGACUACGAGUACCUGAGCGAGUGGGGGCCGCACUUCCGGAAGCUGGCGGCCAUGUACGGCGGCGGCGAGGACUAGGCACGCGGACGGACGGACGGACGGACGGACACGGUGCUGGCCAGACCUGGGCCCGGAGCCGAGCGCCGACUCCGAGAAACGAAAGUGCCUUUUGGCGCACGUGUCCGACCUCAUUCAGGACUGGCUGGUGACGCCCGCAGGCCAGCGCUGGCCACAGGGAGGACGGGCACCGGGCGUCAGUCUGAGGAGAAGGGGCGGCUGCCCCCCGCGGUCACGUCCAGCCAGGCUCUCGGGUGCGCGGCUGCCGCGGACAUGGGCUGACCCUGGUGCUGCCCACCUGUGCUGGGGCCACCCCGGCCCCAGUCCACCCCCCCGCAGGCCGGCGCUGGACCUGCCUUCGCCUGCCCACCCUGAGGGGCCAGACCCCUGACCGGCCGGGAGCUGACCUGGGGCCCACGGCCUCUGUCCUGAGCCCGCCCCUCCCCAGCCCCCAGGAGGGCGAAGGUGCCGUGACCAUGACCAGUCCAGCCCCCAGCACUGCUUCAGGGAAGGGGGAGGGGACAGGCCCCGGGGGUCUGCCCUGAGCCCCUGUACGCCCCGAGCUCAUCUGCGAGUUGGGCCGGGCAGGACCUGCGCAGCUGCGUAUCUGGGUGGCUGGUGACCCAGGGUCCUCCCCCCGACCCCCAUUUCCAGCUCUGGGCAGGGGCCGGCCUGGCUGCCCCCCCCCAAGGCCCCGGGGCGGGAGGGGCAGCCUUGACCUGUGUCUCGCCUGGGGCCCCGCCCGAGCCCGGGGGCCUCCACCCGCAUGUCCCGGCAGGGGUCAGGCAGCUGGGAGGGCCGCAGAGUCCAGCCUCGCGGGCCACGCCUCCCGCUGAAGCCUGAGCCCGACGCCCCCGCUGGGUCCGGGGGUCUCUGCCCGACCCAGCAGCCCAGGCGCCACGGGCAGUGGGGCCGCAGGAGGCCUCCGCAGCAGCUCGUCCACGCGGGCCGGGGGCGCCUCGGUGUGUGUCCACUCCAGGCUGCCUCCGCAGACCCCCGUGCUGGCGGCGCCUGCCCCUCCCCCUCCCGCUCGCCGAGCCCCGCCCUGCAUGUUUGUUCGGAAACGGACGUAGCAGCUCGCAUGCCCGUGGUCGUCCUGGGAAGGUUCUGGAGUCUGAUGCAUUCGCGCUGCGCCCGGAGGGCGCCGACACACGUUCCACAUCUUUUGUAACCGUCAACAGCACAACUA